Molecule: messenger RNA, 5738 nt
Organism: Mus musculus (house mouse)
Lineage: Eukaryota; Metazoa; Chordata; Mammalia; Rodentia; Muridae
Product: predicted gene 3325
Exons: 5
Coding region: 481-2784 (767 amino acids)
Source: RefSeq, a predicted model, not a curated record
AUUCCUGCUGAGUUCUGGUUGACAGAAAGAUAGACUAUUGGAGGACAGGACUGAAAGAAAGUCUUGCAGAUCUGAAAAGGGUCAGCUCCUGGAUAAGAAACCCGAACUGGAAAGCCCUAUGCCGUGUGCUUUCAGCGGACUCUAACCCUAAGGGAGGUGCUCAUAUCAAUCAAGUCUCACUAACCAAUCAGGGCCUCCGGAUAGGCCCGCCAACAGAAGGAGAGGCGUGUUCUUCCGUGUGCCUUGUUCCUCUGCUCUCUGUUUCUCUCCGUUGCAAGCAGGCUGAAAGAUUGGUCUGAUUUAUUUUCAUCUCUGCUGCCAGGGGCCCUAGGGCAAUGCCAGCGAUCUACAACGUGGCGACAUGUAGUAUCUUCUGUAGCUCAGAUUUGACUUACCCUGUAUAAUAGAGAAUUACUUUGGAAACUCAAUCUUGACGCUGCCACCCAGUUCCUGAACGAUAGACCUGAAACACAUUCCAGGAUGUGCCAUGACUGGUCGGUCAAUGAAAAGGAAAAAAGACCAUGCAAUGCAGUGACUUAUGAGGACGUGCAUGUGAACUUCACUCAAGAGGAGUGGGCUCUGCUGGAUCCUUCUCAGAAGAAGCUCUACAAAGAUGUCAUGCUAGAGACCUACAGGAACCUCAAUGCUAUAGGGUUUAAUUGGGAAGCCCAAAAUGUUGAAGAACAUUGUCAAAGUUCUAGAAGAAACAGAAGGUGUGAAAGGAGUCAGAGUGCAGAGAAACCCUCUGAAUAUACUCAACGUGAUAAAGCCUUUGCUUUAUGUGCUCACAGUCAUGCCCAAAGGCAUGAAAGGAUUCAUACAGAAAAGAUCCCCUCUGAAGAUACUCACUGUGUCGAAGACAUUUUACCUUACAAGAGUCUCCAAGUACAUAAAAGAAAACAAACUGGACAGAAGCCCUAUGAAUGUAAACAAUGUGGUAAAGGAUUUGCAAAGCUCAGUCAUCUUAAAAGGCAUGAAAGAAUUCAUACCGUAGAGCAACCCUUCAUAUGUAAUGAAUGUGAUAAAGUCUUUUCUUUUGAACAUCAUCUCCAAACACAUAUAAGCAUACAUACUGGAGAGAAACCCUUCAAAUGUAAUCAGUGUGAUAAAUCCUUUUCAAAACAUAAUCAUCUUCAAAGUCAUAGAAGAACACAUACUGGAGAGAAACCCUACAAAUGUAAUCAGUGUGAUAAAGCCUUUUCUGAGAAAUGUAAUCUCCAAAGCCAUAUAAGGAUACACACUGGAGAGAAACCCUACAAAUGUGAUCAAUGUGAUAAAACCUUUUCUGAGAAAUGUCAUCUCCAAAAGCAUAUAAGUAUACAUACUGGAGAGAAACCCUACAAAUGUAAUCAAUGUGAUAAAGCCUUUUCUCAAUACAGUACUCUUCAAACUCAUAGAAGAACACAUACUGGAGAGAAACCCUACAAAUGUAAUCAAUGUGAUAAAGCCUUUUCUCAAUACGGUAAUCUUCAAACUCAUAGAAGAACACAUACUGGAGAGAAACCCUACAAAUGUAAUCAGUGUGAUAAAGCCUUUUCUCGAUACAGUACUCUUCAAUCUCAUAGAAGAACACAUACUGGAGAGAAACCCUUCAAAUGUAAUCAGUGUGAUAAAGCCUUUUCUGAGAAAUGUAGUCUCCAAAACCAUGUAAGGAUACAUACUGGAGAGAAACCCUACAAAUGUAAUCAAUGUGAUAAAGCCUUUUCCCAUAACUAUCACCUCCACAUUCAUAGAAGAACACAUACCGGAGAGAAACCCUACAAAUGUAAUCAGUGUGAUAAAGCCUUUUCCCAUAACUAUCACCUCCACAUUCAUAGAAGAACACAUACUGGAGAGAAGCCUUACAAAUGUAAUCAGUGUGAUAAAGCCUUUUCUCAAUACUUUUCUCUUCAAACUCACAGAAGAACACAUACUGGAGAGAAACCAUUCAAAUGUAAUCAAUGUGAUAAAGUCUUUUCUCAAUACAGUACUCUUCAAACUCAUAGAAGAACACAUACUGGAGAGAAACCCUUCAAAUGUAAUGAAUGUGAUAAAGCCUUUUCUCAAUACAGUACUCUUCAAAGUCAUAGAAGAACACAUACUGGAGAGAAACCCUUCAAAUGUAAUAAAUGUGAUAAAGCCUUUUCAAAACACAGUACUCUUCAAUCUCAUAGAAGAACACAUACUGGAGAGAAACCCUACAAAUGUAAUCAAUGUGAUAAAGCCUUUUCUGAGAAAUGUCAUCUCCAAAAACAUAUAAGUAUACAUACUGGAGAGAAACCCUACAAAUGUAAUCAAUGUGAUAAAGCCUUUUCUCAAUACAGUACUCUUCAAACUCAUAGAAGAACACAUACUGGAGAGAAACCCUUCAAAUGUAAUCAAUGUGAUAAAGCGUUUUCUGAGAAAUGUCAUCUCCAAAAACAUAUAAGGAUACAUACUGGAGAGAAACCCUACAAAUGUAAUCAAUGUGAUAAAGCCUUUUCUCAAUACAGUACUCUUCAUACUCAUAGAAGAAUACAUACUGGAGAGAAACCCUUCAAAUGUGAUCAAUGUGAUAAAGCUUUUUCACAACACUCUACUCUUCAAACUCAUAGAAGAACACAUACUGGAGAGAAACCCUUCAAAUGUAAUCAAUGUGAUAAAGCCUUUUCUCAAUACAGUAAUCUUCAAUCUCAUAGAAGAACACAUACUGGAGAGAAACCCUACAAAUGUUAUCAGUGUGAUAAAGCCUUUUCUAUGAAAUGUAAUCUCCAAAACCAUGUAAGGAUACAUACUGGAGAAAAACCCUACAAAUGUAAUCAAUGAGAUAAAGGCUUUUCCCAAUACUGUCAUCUUCAAAUUCAUAGAAAAACACAUACCUAAGAGAAACCCUUCAAAUUUAAUGAAUAUGAUAAAGCCUUUUCCCAGCAUUAUAAUCUACAAAUUCAUAAGAGAAGGCAUACUAGAGAGAAACCUUACAAGUGUAUUCAGUGUGUGUAAGUCUUUUCAAAACAUUUUCAUCUUCAAAAAAUAAAAGAAUCCACACUGGAGAAAAAAGCUACGAAGGAAUUGGAUUGUGAGCAAAUUUUUUACAAUUUUUUACAAUUUAUAUUUCCGAAUGUAUAAGUGAACGUACUGAAGAGAAAGACUAUGGAUGUGAUCAUAGUCUUAAUCGUCAUGAACAUAUUUUAGGGGCCAGAAUCCUUCUGAGUAUAAGGAAUGUGGAAAAAUCUAUGUCAGGCAGUUAUCUCCUAAUGCAGCAAGGAGCACAUACUGCAGAGAGAGAGAGAGACAGAGAGAGACCGUAUAAAUAUACACAGUGUGGUAAACCUUUGCGUAUCACAGUUAUCUUUGAAUACAUAAAAGAGCACACAAUAUAUCUCAGAAUACAUAAAAGAAGACACUGAAGAGAGAAACUGUGUGAAUAAUGUGGUAAGGCCUUUGCAGUUGACAUUGACAUUGAUCUCAUCAUGUAUAAAUUAACACAGACUUGUAAGAAAUCUCAUAAAAAUAAGAAAUGUCAUAAGCUUGUGUGUGGACCAGUCGUUUUUUUUCUUGAGAAAAAUCCAUGCUGCAGGUUAACCCUGGAAAUGGAGCCACUGUGGAAACAUUUUGUAUGUCACAGUAUCUGUAUGCGAGAGUAAAACCUUUAGCAUGGACUGGAUCGCUUAAAGUUUGCAUGUCACAAUAAUCUUUUAGGACUUUAAAGAACUCAAAAAUAAGGCAAUCUAUGACUCUGAUGGACAUGGUUCUAUCUUGUGCCAACCCAGUUACAUUAAUUCACACAACAUUAAUCAUUCUUGAGAAAACCUUUAGCAAAUGUCAACUAUCUGCUCAAGCAUGAUGAUGUCUAUUUUGUUCAUACAUGGAAACUCAUAGGGACAAAAGCCCUGUGAGGUUCAUUGAUAACGUACUGGUUUAAAAUUCACAGUUCACUUUAAGUCCGUAAAAUAACUCAUUCAGGUGUGAAACACUGUUGGUGAGUAUUAGUGCCUUUUCUGUUGUUGUGAUAAAAUGUCUAAGGUAUUGUAGAAUACUGAAGUCCCAAACCAGGGUUUCCACCCCAGCUUUGGCCAAUUUUUUUCCAGGUAAAACACACACAACUUUUAUAUUUGUAAUAAACCUUAAUCAACACCCAAUAUUGGCUAAUAUCUAUCCUCUAUGCUAUCUUGUCUAUUUGCCAGCCAGUAAUUUUGUCAUAUUGUUUUGCUUUAUUUCUUCUGGGUUAUGCUUAACUCCAUUAUUUUAUUGUUGACCUAACUUAAGGCUGUUUUUUCUCUGUCUGCUUUCUUGUCCUUGUGGUUCUCCACUGAUCCCAAGUCCAGUAUCCCUAAUCCCUGUCUAUGUCUGUUCUGCCCAGCUACUGUCCAGCUAUUGGUUGUUGUCAUCUUUAAUAGCCAGUCAGAAGAAACUUGAGAGCAAGGUCACACACCUUCUCUUAGGUCUGUGUGCAGAUCUUGUCUUCUAUGGAGCAAUCAUUUUUUUAGUUCCCUGCUUUUAACAUUACAGGUCAUAGCAAGAAACGAAACACCAACAUGAAGGCAAUUUUUAGAAGCAUUUAAAUUUCAUUAGAGUUCUAAAGGGAUAUAAGAUCACCAUGAUAUUGUCAGGGCAACAAGGUCAUUUGUGGCAGCUAAAGGAGGAGCUCAGAGCUCACGUCCUCAACCUAUAGCCUCAAAGAGAGUAUUAGAGCCAGGUGAGGUGUCACUCACCUUUAAUCCCAGCACUUGGGAGGCAGAGGCAGGCAAAUUUCUGAGUUUGAGGCCAGCCUGGUCUACAGAGUGAAUUGCAGCACAGCCAGGGCUACACAGAGAAACCCUGUCUCAAUAAAACCGAGAGAGAGAGAGAGAGAGAGAGAGAGAGAGAGAGAGAGAGAGAGAGAGAGAGAGAAUGAAUGUGUUCGAAUGUGUUAGGACUAGACAUGAUUUGAGGAAGUAAACUCUGAAAUUCAACCUAGUGACAUAGUUUCUCUAGCAGGCAGACAUUUCCUACAUCUCCCCAUAUGACACUACUAACUGAGAAGUAUUGAUUUCUCUGCCAUCAAUCCUCUAUGCUUGCUUUUUUGUUAUAUAAGCCAACUCAUGAUGAAGAAAAACUCUGGAUAAGCGUUAUUUGCCACAAACCCUGGGUUAUAGUAGUCAAUGUUUAUACAAGAAUGACAUCAUGAAUAAAAUUUUCUUUGCUGACCAAUUUCGUUUAAUUUUAUUUAUGGGGUUUGUCUGCAUCUUUGGGUGAGUAUGUGCAUGUCUAUGAAGAUUUCCAUGAUCAUUAAGUUGUUGUAUCUUCUUCUAGCAGAAGAUACACCAAGAUGUCCAAACUUGACUUUGUCCCUGGGAAUGAAAUUUUCUUAAUUACUUGGCCAUAUCUCUAGCCAUCUAAAUAAAUAAAGUAUUUUAUAUCAUUAUGAUGUCAGGAAAUAGAAAAAAAUAGAAGAGAAACACCCUAUCCAUGUUGAUGACCUUGUUAUAGCCUGUAACAUCACAGAUGUUUUCCAUAUCAGGGACAACAUCCUGUUUCUUCUCUUUUCAUCAGAGCCUUGAAGGAAGUAAAUUAUUUCCCAUGGUCCCUCGAGUGUUGUAGUCGAGAUCACCAAUUGUGCUGGUGGUUUUAUUUUCAAACAUUUGGAAUAGAUAUUAAAGUUUGUUCUAUGUCUUUCAAAUCCAUUUACAAACGUAUAUUAUGCGAUCCUUGACUUCCUUCUGUGAUUUCUGUUCAGCUUUAAUCCCACUUUUCUUGUUGAUAGGUACUCUUCUACUGCAAUAAAAUGAGUUAGAUACUCA